GCUCUGGUGUCGAGACGGUACUGUGAGCAAAGUUACUGGAGUUUGCUCCCGGUUGCCAACUGCUCGUUUGUCCAGCUGAACUAUUGGAGCUAUCGCUUGUCUCAUAAAUUUCCACACCUCCAUCCCCAAAACACACACUGGAGUACACAAAGCUAUAGUAUCAUGUCUCAGACCAUGAAGUUCCCCGAGAUUGUACUUCCUGUCUCCUCCUCCAAUUGCUCUUUGGAUGUGUCUGUCUUGUCAAUGGGCUCCUCUUGUGAUUCCUGUUCCUCCUUCAGUUCCAUGGACCCUCCUCCAAGGAGAAAGCCUUCCCAAGAUAGAUUAACUGCUGGUAUGCAGGUGCAUCGUCGCAGAAAGUCGAAUGUCAAGUUUAACUUCAAAGGAACCAACAAGUCGCGAUGGACCAAUACUAUGGAGGCCAUCAGCAGCGCCGGAAUGACGUCCGUACCUUUCCGCAAACCCAGCAACCCUGGUCUGGUCCACAUGCACCAUGCUCCCAAUCGACAAAGCGACAUUGCAGCCAAUCUUCCCUGCCGCAAAUGCAGUGAUCCUCGUCUCUACAAGUUGGUUGUGGACGCACCCGCCAGCGCACCCACACGCAAAUUCAGCAAUCCCACUCCUCUCUUCCAUUUGGGUGGCUUGCGCAGCAGUCCCCAGCAAGGCAAGGCCGCCACAGCAGCUUUGAACCAAGCUUUCAACAACAGUGGCUCUUCCUUGUCUUCCUCAGGCUCAUCCUCCGCCAACUCCAACUUUCGCUGGAAGACUGGAUCUCAGUUCUGUGCGCACCCUCCUCUCCGCAGCACGAAUCCACUCAGCGGCAAGGCGCAGCCUCCUUCAAGACCUAAUCGCAAAGGAUCUCUCAUGGACUUCAACAUUCUCUCCUCCUGGGAUGUGUCUCCCUGCCAGUGUCCUCACGAUGACAUCCGCCACACGUCCAUCACGGAAGGGCUCGAUAACUCCGAGCAUUCCACUGACAGCAUGCCUCCACCUCUUCCUGCUCGCAAGGAGAGUCUCAUGGACUUUGAUGAUGCUCUUUCCACGGCGGCCAACUCGGGCUGCGGUCAUUUCCACCCAAGUCCAAGAACUCAGGUGCGAAGGUUUGUUCAACACAACCUCCAAAAAUCCAUGCCUUCCGUGCCGCUUCGACGUGGUAGCAUCAUACCACCACCCCCAGAGUUUGCCAGACAGGUGAGCUCCGCCUCAUCGGCCCCUGUCAUUCCAGCUCGACAGGAAAGCCUCAUGGACUUGAAUGACUUGUAGUCAUUGUAUGGAUCCAUGUCAGCCAUGAGAGAAGAACAUUUGUACAGCUUUGAAUACCUUCCUUCUCUCUCUCUUCGUUUGAUAGUAGUGAUACUUGUCCCAUGUACAGCGGUCGAAUGAAUACCGAAAGUAGUAACAACUAAAACGAAGUAUGCAACG
This is a messenger RNA of Seminavis robusta, 1419 nucleotides long. The record is from the annotation of a GenBank genome assembly. NCBI's taxonomy places the organism in Eukaryota, Bacillariophyta, Bacillariophyceae, Naviculales, Naviculaceae.